GCACGGACCGUCUUCCGAAUCCACUGAGCUAAAUAUCUCGCAACAUGGAUAUCGUAUACCAUUGUAGUUGCAUUCAGAAAGGAGUUCUUCGCAAGCUAGCUAAAAAUGACGUCGAUCAAGGAAGAUGAAAAGAAAGAAAUCCCCGAAAUCAUUCACGAUCCACAAACUAACAGCACCUACCAAAGAUUACGGUUUUUUGGCAAGGGUGGCUUUGCAAAAUGCUACGAGAUCCAAGACAUAGCCUCCAACCAGAUAUAUGCUGGAAAAAUUGUUUCAAAGAAACUAAUAGUGAAGUCAUCGCACAAAGAGAAGAUGGCUCAAGAGAUCUCCAUUCACAGGUCUCUCCAGCACAAGCAUGUAGUUGGUUUCCACAGUUUCUUUGAGGACUCUUUGAAUAUUUAUAUAAUAUUGGAGCUUUGUAAAAAACGGUCGAUGAUGGAGCUUCACAAGCGUAGAAAAGCAAUUACAGAACCAGAGACUAGGUUCUACAUGCACCAGAUACUGCUUGGCGUGCAAUAUCUCCAUAGUAAGAGGAUAAUACACCGAGACUUGAAACUUGGCAAUUUGUUCCUUGAUGACGAUCUUCAUGUAAAAAUUGGAGAUUUUGGUCUUGCAGCAAGGAUUGAAUAUGAAGGAGAGAGAAAACAGACUCUGUGUGGUACCCCAAACUACAUUGCCCCUGAGAUAUUAACAAAGAAGGGCCACUCAUUUGAAGUGGAUAUCUGGAGUCUGGGCUGCAUCAUGUACACGCUGCUUGUUGGCAAACCGCCGUUUGAGACGUCCACCCUCAAGGAUACAUACAAAAGGAUUAAACAGUGCGAAUACAGGAUUCCGUCGUCGCUUCGCAAACCGGCGGCGUCCAUGAUUGUACUGCAGUUGCAAUCGAACCCUGCGCGUCGUCCGUCCGUGGACAAACUUCUGCAGCAUGAAUUCUUCUCAUCGGGGAUUUUGCCAGCCGGGCUGCCCGUCUCUUGCCUCACCACAGCGCCGCGCACUGACCAGCUCGAGGGCAUGCUGGUACACCGCCGCCCUCUUAACGAAGUUCAUGCUAACGAACAAGAGACGAUGGCAGUGGACUCGCCCGUCAAACGCGAAGCUACCCCCGCGGGGCCACGAGCCGUGGAACCAACGUCGCACCGCCAGAAUUUUAUUGCACUGCGAGACCAGCUCGCUGCAUUGUUGGUUAACAAGCUGAAAUGCCGACCGGAGGCUCUGACAGACGAGCUGAGCGAUCCCGCAGCACAGCCGCUGGUGUGGGUUGGCAAGUGGGUCGACUACAGCGACAAAUACGGAUUCGGAUACCAGCUCUGCGACGAGAGCGUCGGUGUCAUGUUCAACGAUACUACCAAGCUUAUCAUGCUCGCUAAUGGACUGAAUGUGCACUACAUCAAUCGGCAGGGCCAAGAGCAGUACAUGACGAUGCGCGAUUACCCGCAAGAACUCGACAAAAAAAUGAAACUCCUUACAUACUUUAGACGAUACAUGACCGAACAUCUCAUGAAAGCUGGUGCUUCAGUACCAGUGCGAGAGAGUGAUGGUCUGUCUCGUUUGCCACAUUUACACCAGUGGUUUCGAACAACUUUAGCUGUUAUUAUGUACCUGACUAACGGAACUUUACAGAUAAACUUCCAAGAUCACACAAAGAUAAUACUGUGUCCACUUAUGCAAGCUGUCACCUACAUAGAUAUAGAGAAGAAUUUCAGAACAUUCCGCUUUAAUACCAUUGAAGAGCAUGGCUGUGAUAAAAAGCUUUACACAAACCUCACAUAUGCAUUGGAAAAACUAAACAGUGUAUUGGCAAACAAACUGUGCUAGUUUUCACUGAACCUAAAUGAGUAAAUGAAUUUGUGGGCUUUGUGGAAAGCUCCAAUGAAGAACUGUGUAAACCAAGAGACCCUGCUUAUGUAAAUAGCAAAAAAGUUUGAAAUCACUACAAAUUUUCAUCAUUCUGUUCUUAUUGAUUGAGAUAGUCUGUACUUGAUAAAAAAAAUCUUUACACUUAAAUUUCCUAGGGUCUCCUACUUUUCUAAAAUAAAAAUUAUAUUACCUUUUGUAUUUUUAGGAUAGUCACCAGUAUAUUAUAAUUUAAUAGAAGGGUCACUAAAAUCAAUUUUGUACCCUAAAAUUUCAAACUUAGGUUAAAAAUCCACCGAUACUGUCUAUUUAUUUAGUAAAUACUUUUUAAUGAUUUAGCAUCAAAUUAUUUUGCCGAUUCAGUAUAUGAGCAAAACUUUCGACUUUUUUUUUUAUUCUUUAAAUAUGUGUCUUUGGUUGUUAAUACAUAUUAUAUUCCAUUUGAUGCAAAACUUACUGACUUUGCCAUUUCAGGGAAUGAUUUGAUUUCUAUCUACAUAUUUCUAAACAUCUACAAUAAUUGAUGGAAGAAUAAAUUUAAUUUUAGAUUUUAAUUUCUUUGCCAUUUUAAAAGCGCCCUUUGACAGGGGCUGUGGUGCGAUAUCAAGAAAGUUUGGAGUUAUUUAGUUUUAUAACUAUAUUUUUAUAACAUUUUGUUUUGUGCUUCAACAGCAUCAAUUACAAAUUGUUUCAUGUUCGUAAUGAAAUAAAAUUAAUGUAAUUCAGCAAGUGUUCAAUAUUUAGUCGUUAGAAUUCGUUAUGCGUGAAAAGAAAUCGAUUCAGUACUGUAUGUAUCAAUUUCAUUUUGCAACUUGAAAGUUUGGUGGAUGGUCUGCUGCUAC
Messenger RNA from Bombyx mandarina (wild silkworm), 2696 nucleotides. RefSeq names its product Serine/threonine-protein kinase polo (gene polo). Gene Ontology annotation, biological process: mitotic spindle organization; protein phosphorylation. Gene Ontology annotation, molecular function: protein serine/threonine kinase activity; ATP binding; protein binding. NCBI's taxonomy places the organism in Eukaryota, Metazoa, Arthropoda, Insecta, Lepidoptera, Bombycidae. Gene Ontology annotation, cellular component: kinetochore; nucleus; spindle pole. The record is from RefSeq and is a predicted model, not a curated record.